AUGAGCAAUCCGGUCAACCUGGUCGGCGACGCGACGAGUGCCGCUCGGCCUCCACCUCAGACUCUGGCCGAGACUAAGGAGAAUGUCGCUGCGGUCCUUGUCGACAAUGGUGCUUCCAGCGCCGAGAUCUCCGAAUCCGAAAUGCAGCUUGUUUCUUCUUUGGCGAAACUCCAGAAAUUGGAAGCCAUGGUACACCAACUCCGGACUCUCCUUCCGGACCGUCUCCUGGAGCCCAUGCGGCCAGCUUUGAACCCCAAGGCCGCCCCUGGGUCGGUGGCGGGAUCACCGGAGAUCAUGCUCCAGCAGGCUUCUCACAUCUUCCGGGGCGGCGUUGCUGAAGUCCAGGAGUUCCAGAGUAUGUGGCGCGGCCCGGAAAUGAAAGCCGUCUGGGAGCGUGUCGAUGCGCAAAUCAAGGAGAACGGCGGCAAUCUGCUGCAGCCUACUGGGGUUUGGGAGCAGGAUUACGACACGAUUCUUGAAGAGCUAGUCAAGGAGCAGGAGAAGAAGAACGAGAAACAGCGCAAAGCCGACGAGGAGCAGGAACGCUCGAACAUCCGAUCCACUGAGGGUGGGUGGAGAGCGAUCGUGGAUGGUUUCGCCCAGAGGAAUGUGCCCGGCAUGCGUUUGAUUCCGAGUAAGCGUGAGGCUUCCGUUACUGUUGCUCUUGCCAAGGCUGGGAUGGUCUUUAAUGUCCACACUGUGGGUGGAACGGAAGGGAAUGGUGUGCCUGAAUGGCAAGUCUCAAGUAAGACAGCUCCAGGGCAAUCCCAGACGAAGGUUGAGAGGUCGAUCACCGACUGCUUGAAUGCGCGACCUCAGCAAUGGAAUCUUGCUCAUCUACUUGACAUGAUAUCUUCCUACUCCAGCAUCAAGCAAACCCCAUGCAUGAAAUGCGGCAAAAUGACCGACGCAGCAACCCAACUACCGACAAUCCGCCAGCACAAACUCACACCCUCACCAACGGACGGACAGCCGCCAUCUUCAACGUGGGAAGCCUAUCAUGCCAGCUGCAUUUGA
Molecule: messenger RNA, 1017 nt
Organism: Aspergillus steynii IBT 23096
Lineage: Eukaryota; Fungi; Ascomycota; Eurotiomycetes; Eurotiales; Aspergillaceae
Product: RNA polymerase II mediator complex subunit MED27 domain-containing protein
Exons: 3
Coding region: 1-1017 (338 amino acids)
Cellular component (GO): mediator complex
Source: RefSeq, a predicted model, not a curated record